Saccharomyces mikatae IFO 1815 is the source of this 2622-nucleotide messenger RNA. It is a transcript of the gene ARP8, whose product is annotated as Arp8p. The transcript has a single exon. Gene Ontology annotation, cellular component: Ino80 complex. Lineage: Eukaryota; Fungi; Ascomycota; Saccharomycetes; Saccharomycetales; Saccharomycetaceae. Gene Ontology annotation, biological process: double-strand break repair; regulation of DNA-templated transcription. The coding region runs from base 1 to 2622 and encodes 873 amino acids. The record is from RefSeq and is a predicted model, not a curated record.
AUGUCGCAAGAAGAAGCUGAGUCUAGUAUCGUUUAUGAGGAACCAAUUGAUAUUCCGUUAGAUGAUGAUGACGAUGGAGAUGAAAUGGAAGAAGAAGAAAACAACGUACCAUUGAGCAGUCAGGCUGAUCAAGAAGUUGAAGAUAAUGAUUCAGACGAUAGUGUCAAUAAUGAAAUUGGAUCGGAGACUCCCAGAAGUGUUACAGGUCUUUCUGCUGACCCAAGAGACGUCGCAGAAGAAGAAGAAGAAGAGGAUGAAGAGGGAGAAGAAGAAGAGGAAGAUGAAGAAGAAGAGGACAAUGAUGACGAAAAUGAAAAUGAAUUGGAAGAUUCUAGGGAUAAGAGGGCACAACCUACUGCUCAAACUAGUAAACGGUAUAAGAAAUAUCCAAAGUUAGAUCCUGCAAAAGCACCUCCUGGAAAGAAAGUCCCUCUACAUCUUUUAGAGAAAAGAAGACUCGGCCGUAUUAAGGCUGCUGAAGAAUUUGCCAAGACGUUGAAGAAAAUUGGAAUUGAAAAAGUGGAGGCAACCACUUUACCUGCCACUGGUUUGUUUCAACCUUUAAUGUUAAUUAACCAGAAAAACUAUUCAUCAGAUUAUCUGAAAAAAGACGAUCAAAUAUUUGCCCUUAGAGAUAGAAAAUUCUUGAGAAAUAAUAAUACUACUCAAGUAUCGAGUACCAAUACACCAGAUGUUAUAGAUUUGAAAAACUUGCCUCACUCAGAAGCUAAUACAGCAUCACUUAAUGAAGAAAUAGACUUAAACGAUUCAACUGCCACCAUUGUGAUACACCCAGGCUCUAAUUCUGUGAAGAUUGGAUUUCCCAAAGAUGAACAUCCUGUACUAGUUCCAAAUUGUGUAGCAGUACCCAAAAAAUGGUUGAAUCUUGAAAGCAGUGAGAAUGAUGAGAUUUUUUCAUUGCAAAGAGAGCAAUCGGAAAAGUUUCACAGCAUAAAGUCAGAUAUGGAAAAGAAUUUCAGAGAACGUAUGAGGUAUUACAAAAGAAAAGUGCCAGGGAAUGCUCAUGAACAAGUAAUUUCUUUUAAUGAAAACUCCAAACCUGAGAUCAUUUCAGAAAAAAAUGAUCCAUCUCCCAUAAAAUGGAUCUUUGAUGACUCGAAACUAUACUAUGGUUCAGAUGCAUUGAGAUGCGUCGACGAAAAAUUCAUCAUUAGAAAACCCUUUAAAGGAGGCUCUUUUAACAUCAACUCACCAUAUUAUAAAUCAUUGGCGGAGUUAAUCUCGGAUGUCACUAAACUUUUGGAAUAUGCUCUCAAGUCAGAGACUUUAAACGUCAAGCCUGCCAAAUUCAAUCAGUACAAAGUUGUUUUGGUGAUACCAGAUAUAUUCAAAAAAAGUCAUAUAGAGACUUUCAUAAGAGUUCUUCUCACUGAGUUGCAGUUUCAAGCAGUCGCUAUUAUUCAAGAAUCAUUAGCAACCUGCUAUGGUGCUGGGAUCAGUACUUCCACAUGCGUAGUGAAUAUAGGUGCUUCUGAGACCAGGAUUGCUUGUGUUGAUGAGGGAACAGUUUUGGAACACAGUGCCAUCACUCUAGAUUACGGCGGAGAUGACAUUACGAGACUAUUUGGCUUAUUUUUAUUACAAAGUGACUUUCCUUUACAAGAUUGGAAGAUCAAUUCUGAACAUGGCUGGCUUUUGGCUGAACAGUUGAAAAAAAACUUCACUACUUUUCAAGAUGCCGAUGUAGCCGUUCAGCUAUACAACUUCAUUAACCGUUCGCCCAAUCAACCUACUGAAAAAUACGAAUUUAAAUUGUUCGAUGAGGUUAUGCUAGCACCAUUGGCUCUAUUUUUCCCACAAAUUUUUAAGUUAAUACGAACUUCCUCUGACAAAAAUUCAAGCCUAGAAUUUCAACUACCUGAAUCACGUGAUCUCUUUACAAAUGAAUUGAAUGAUUGGAACUCUUUGUCACAGUUUGAAAGUAAAGAAGGAAAUCUGUAUUGUAAUCUGGAUGAUGAUCUCGAGAUCUUGAAAAAAAUACUACAGGCUCAUAACAUGAUCGAUCAACUUCAAGAUAAACCUGAAAAUUAUGGUAAUAUCUCAAAGGAGAACUUUGCACCCUUAGAAAAGGCUAUCAUCCAAAGUAUAGCAAAUGCAUCCAUAACUGCAGACGUGACAAGAAUGAAUUCGUUUUAUUCAAACAUCCUCAUUGUAGGUGGUAGUUCUAAGAUACCAGCUUUAGAUUUUAUUUUAACGGAUAGAAUUAAUAUCUGGAGGCCCUCUUUGUUAAGCUCGGCUUCUUUCCCACAAUUCUACAAAAAAUUAACUAAGGAAAUCAAGGAUUUAGAAAGCCAUUUUGUUAAUGCCCCUGACAAGACGGAAGAAGAGAACAAACUGGUUUUGCAAAGGCAAAUUAAGGAAAAGGUUGUAGAAGAGCUGGAUGAGCAGCAUCAGAAUAUUGAGAACCAAAAUGGUAACGAACACGUUUUCCCAAUAAGUAUAAUUCCGCCCCCACGUGAUAUGAAUCCUGCUUUAAUAAUAUGGAAGGGUGCUAGCGUUUUAGCUCAAAUCAAACUUGUUGAAGAACUGUUUAUUACCAAUAACGAUUGGGAUGUUCAUGGGAGCAGAAUCUUACAAUAUAAAUGUAUUUUCACGUAUUAA